Solea senegalensis (Senegalese sole) is the source of this 2190-nucleotide messenger RNA. It is a transcript of the gene wnt16, whose product is annotated as wingless-type MMTV integration site family, member 16. Gene Ontology annotation, molecular function: cytokine activity; frizzled binding. Bases 490 to 1575 code for a protein of 361 amino acids. Lineage: Eukaryota; Metazoa; Chordata; Actinopteri; Pleuronectiformes; Soleidae. Gene Ontology annotation, cellular component: extracellular region. The transcript is spliced from 4 exons. Gene Ontology annotation, biological process: cell fate commitment; multicellular organism development; canonical Wnt signaling pathway. The record is from RefSeq and is a predicted model, not a curated record.
CAGGUUUUUUUUUUAACCAAUAAAAUGUAACUUUAUCAUUUUAAUAAAACUUUCUCACGAUAAACGCGACAUUUCUCUAUUAUUGUUAUUAUUAUUAUUAUUGUUAUUAUUGUUGUUAUUGUUGUUAAUGAGGAUCAAUCACUCGUUGAUUAUUAGUCCUGCACACUGUGUCUCUGUCUCUAAACCCGUUCGUCCAAUGAGAGUCCAGCUGUGACGUCACUGAUGCGUAUGAAUCCGCCACUGCUCCAAUGAGGAUCCUCCGGGACCCGGACUGGUCCAGUUGGUCCCGCGGUUUCUGCGGCUGGAAUAAAAACUGAAGAGUCCGCGGGAGGAGACCGCCGAUCCAUCACCGACCACCGGAGCAGGACACCGGGGACACAGUUCAGAGACACCAGAGCAUCAUCAUCAUCAUCAUCAUGGACUGAGGGACGAGCUCCUGGUCCGGGUCUUACUAUGAGCCAGUGUCCUGCCGAUGGAGACUAGCAGCGCAUGGAGAAGGAGGUGAUGGAGAUCCGGAUCAGCGGAGUCCGGCACAUGUGCGCCCUGAUCCUGCUGCUGAUUUCUGCGUGUCCGCUGAGCUGCGCAGGAACCUGGAUGUGGCUGGGCAUGACUUCGGCCGGCGCGCUGGAGAAGCUGAGCUGCGCGAACCUCCCUCUGAGCCAAAGGCAGCGCGAGCUGUGCAGGAAGAAACCGUUCCUGCUGCCCAGCAUCCAGGACGGCGCCCGGCUUGCCAUCAGCGAGUGUCAGAACCAGUUCAGACACGAGAGGUGGAACUGCUCUACCACCAACGAGCUGUCGGUGUUCGGACACGAGCUGACAAGUGGAACCAAAGAAACGGCGUUCAUUUACGCGGUGAUGGCAGCCGGGCUGGUCCAUGCCGUCACGCGGUCCUGCAGUCAGGGCAACACGACGGAGUGCGGCUGCGACCCCAAACUGCGGGGCGGCGGCGGUGUCGCGGCCGAGGGCUGGCACUGGGGCGGCUGCUCGGACCACAUCCAGUACGGGACCUGGUUCAGUCGCAAGUUCAUCGACAACACCGUCAAAAACACGUCGACCACCCGAGGAGGAUACACGCUGCUCGCCAUGAACCAGCACAACACGGAGGCCGGACGCCAGGCAAUCGACAAGACGAUGUCGACAGACUGCCGUUGCCAUGGCGUCUCUGGUUCCUGCGCGGUCAAAACGUGUUGGAGGACGAUGGCGGCGUUCGAACACGUCGGCGUUUACCUGAAGGAGCGAUACGAGCGCAGCGUCCAGGUGUUGGACCGCUCCAAGAGGAAGACGCGGAGGAAGGAGCAGCGCCACCUGCCUGUCGACAAACACCAGCUCAUCUUCUUCAACAAGUCUCCAAACUACUGCCUGGAGGACCGGCGGCGGGGCGUCGCCGGGACCAGGGGUCGCCGCUGUAACCGGGCGUCUCCCGGACCAGACGGCUGUAACCUGCUGUGCUGCGGCCGAGGAUACAACACGCACGUGGUGAGACACGUCCAGCGCUGCGAGUGCAAGUUCGUGUGGUGCUGCUACGUCCACUGCCGCCGCUGCGAGAGCAUGAACGACAUGCACACCUGUAAAUAAAGACCCUGGACCCCGGAUCCCAUUUAGACUGUUCCAGGUCCUGGCUCCUGUUUAAACUGCUCUGUCUCCCAUUUAAACUGUUAUUAAUCAUACUCUGGAUCCUGUUUGGACAUUUCUGGGUUUAGACUGCUAUGAAUCUGUCUUGGCAUACUGACCAGACCAGUUCCCGAUCCUGAAUCCUGUUCAGACUGUUCUGGAUCUUGUUCUGGAUCCUGUUUGGACUGUUCUUACUCCUUAAACCAUUCUGGACCUUGUAUAGACUGCUUUAGAUCCAGCUUAGACUGCUACCAGGAUCCUGGUAGGACUGUUAUGGAUCGUUCUCUGGAUCCCGUUAAGACUGCUACAGAUCCUGUUUAGACUCUUCUGGAUCCUGGUCAAGACCGCUGGAUCCUAUACAGACUGUUGUGGAUCCUGGAUCCUUUUCUGACUGUUCUGCAUCCUUUAUAGACUACUCUGGAUCCUGUUUAGAUGGUUCUGGAUCCUUUUUGGACUCCUCUGGAUCCUGGAUCGGCAUUAGACUCUGAAUCACAAACUUGUGGUUUAAAUAUUGACAACAAACAAAGUAAAGGUUUUUGUAUUUUAUUUUGGUCAUAAACGUUUAUUUAUGUGUAAACA